AAACAAGUUAGCUAACAAAUUCUAGCCUUUGAGAACUUUAAAAAUUGAUCAUCAAAUAUAUAUCCAAUAACACAAUAAAAAGAUGUCUGAAGUUCCGAUGAUGGAAUUAAGAAGUGCUCAGUGGUGGUCCGAAUAUUGGCAAGAAAAUUAUGUAGAAGUUCUUGCUUGUCCUAGAAAGUAUGAUUUGGGUGGAGGAGAAAGAAAUGCUAAGGGAACAAGUAGAGCCCAAGUUGGUAGAAUAAAUUCCCGAACUGAGAAUACAAGUACUAGACAAGGCUUCUUUACGAGUAGACAAACUGUGGACAAGGAAGCCGAAAGAUAUUCAUUCCUUACGAAAGAUCAAGCUCCAGAAGAAGAAGAGGAAGAUGAUUGUGGAGAAUGUGAAGAUCUUUUUGGUGAUGAAGAUGAAACAUUAGCAAAACCAAAGGAAUAUCCAUGGAUUGGCUCUAUCACAAAUAGAGUAAUUUCAAUUCCAAGAAAUACGAGUGAAAAAUCCAAGUUGAUUGAUCCAUUAUUUGAGGAAAGUGGAGCUGUGUUUGUUGCAACUCAGAUUUCUUACAGUUCAGGUGGUAAGAGUGGUUCUGCAGAUGGUGCAUUCUCAUCAACAAUUGUUGGAUCUCAAGAUGAAUCCUAUUUCGAACAGAGACAAGCUAGAGAAAGAGCAUCUGGAGUUGACAGUUUCGAAAAGAAUAUCAGACAAUUCUUCUCAACACUUCUAAAUGAUUGGUGGUGUUCUGCAAAUGAUUCCUCUGAAAAGCUACUUGUCAAUCAUUCAAGCAUUGCAAGAAAAAAGAAAGCUGGCAGAGAUCGUUAUGGACCUACCUAUCAAGAAGAAAAUAUUGAAAUAUUAUCAGUCACUUAUGAAUCAGAAGGAAAAGAACCAAUCACAAUAUGUACAUUCAUUAAGGAUCGUUCAUACUAUGGUUAAAGAGAAUUGUAAACUUCACCUUUCUUCAAGCUUUAGAAUUGAAAGAAAAUCUAAAGAAAAUCUAAAAACUUCUCAAUACCCUUUCCACUAAAAGCAAGUUGUAAAUAUG
This is a messenger RNA of Naegleria gruberi, 1037 nucleotides long. RefSeq lists its product as uncharacterized. The record is from RefSeq and is a predicted model, not a curated record. The coding region runs from base 83 to 928 and encodes 281 amino acids. Lineage: Eukaryota; Heterolobosea; Eutetramitea; Acrasida; Naegleriidae. The transcript has a single exon.